This is a messenger RNA of Mugil cephalus (flathead mullet), 2168 nucleotides long. Its product is annotated as zinc finger protein 777-like. The transcript is spliced from 2 exons. Gene Ontology annotation, molecular function: RNA polymerase II transcription regulatory region sequence-specific DNA binding; DNA-binding transcription factor activity, RNA polymerase II-specific. The coding region runs from base 202 to 1665 and encodes 487 amino acids. The record is from RefSeq and is a predicted model, not a curated record. Gene Ontology annotation, biological process: regulation of transcription by RNA polymerase II. NCBI's taxonomy places the organism in Eukaryota, Metazoa, Chordata, Actinopteri, Mugiliformes, Mugilidae. Gene Ontology annotation, cellular component: nucleus.
UUUUUUCCUUCUCUUGUCUUUUGGUGGGGCUAACAAGCUAACAGCUAUGUGCUCAUACUAAACACCGGCGUGUGAACCCGACUGUGAAUGUUUCACGAAUUGACAAUGGACACAUUUUUAGUGUUCCCUAAGGAGGUGUCAAACUGUUAAUACGACGCCACACUGAUUUUCUUGUGAAGUUACGUUGCGGCAGUGAGCUCCAUGUCAACCUUGCACACACCCAUGCCCAGCCGGAUCAUGGAGAGCAUGAGGCACAGACGGGAAAAUAUCGUGAAGGGAGUCUCAAGCUCGAACUUGAUGAACGACAGACGGAUUUGCUUCAGCUGUGAUCAGAUAUUUGCAACUCAGAAGUGUCUGGAGGAACAUGUGUGUACCUGUGCUAGUUUCAUCUGCUCCUGUGGAACCGAGUUUGCAGAAUACAAGGACAUGCUGGAGCACAGCACUAAACACGAACCGGGGCAUCAAGUGCUUGAUCAUGAGACAAUAAGGAAGCGCAGAAUUGAGAGGUGCAGAGAAGAGGAGGAGAAGUUGAAAAGAUUAAGGCAAGGUGAUGUUGUCUGGAAGAUGCCCAAAUUGCCUAACAUGACAUCAGUUUCAUUGCCAGUGAAGUCUGCCCUACAAGGAACCAUGCAGCCAGGGCCGAUUUCACAAGUCCCUGGGUUGCUCCCAAAUCCCAUCCCCUCAUCAACAGAAAUGCAGAAUAUUUUUGCAAGUGUUGGCGCGCCAACAGUGGAUCUGUGGACACUUUAUCAACCUGUUGUAUUGGUGCAGACUGUACGCAUGUUUAGCAAGAAAAGGCCUUACACUUGUGGUAAAUGUGGGCAGGGUUUUAUGACGAAAGCCUCCCUCGUCUCACACCACAGCUCCCAUGUCACAGAUAAAAUUUCUGGCUGUAUAGGAUGUGGGUUGCUGCUUUCCAGCAAGAAGCUAGUGCCUCGCUUCCAUAUUUGUAACUCGCCACACAAUGUGACCAAAUUGAAACUUAUCACUGCGAAACCACCGGGUUUCAAGGCACCAAAUGAAGUCAGUAUCAACAGGAUCGCAAGACCCCAGGGGCUCCCUUUGUCUUCCUCUCUUCAGUGGAAAAGCCAGAAGCAUAGUGCAGCCGGUAAAGGGAGUCAAGUGCGCCCUGUCACAUCCACCCUGCAGUUGAAAGAUCAGAAUCUCACAACAUACAACAAACACAUGUUUCCUCUCAAUGCUUCUGUAUACACUCCCAUAAACUCUGCAUCGGCCGUACUGGGCAAACCUACCGAGACAUCAUCUGCAUCUAAUGAAGUUACAUGCCGAGUCUGUCAUAUUUCUUUUGAAACACCUCAGAUGCUUCAAAGACACAAGUGCAUCAUGGCACGAGAGUUCAUGGCUCAGCACAGGCGAGGUGGCAGACAGCAUUGCAAACUUCAGAGGAUGACACCAGUGGCACGUCCAAAUCUUGCUCAAAUGAAUGGUCAGAUAAAACUUGGGGUUCCCCCUUCUUUGGGUAUAAAUAAGAACCGUGUCAUGUCUCUUGGUCUGGACAGAGGGCAGGGGGUGGGUCCCGUCCGUGAUAAAACAGGAGUGGAUGAUGAUGGCGAUGAUGAUGAUUGUUACAUUGUUGAAAAUGGACCAGAAAAACCUGCUGAGGUUAUUUACCAAGUAACCUCAUCUGUCCCCAUCAAGACUUGACAAGAGUAGGGAGCCACAUCUAGCUUGCAUGUCACAUGUGAUGCAGGUUAUGGACCAAAUGCAUAGAGGCGGCAGUCUCCUUGUUGAAUGGCAUCUGCUUCAUUACACAGGGACGCAGUGCCUGCUGGCUUUUUCCAAACAACUGAAAAGAUAGGGAUGCUUAGAAUUAUUAGUUACGACAAACAUGCGUCUAUUUAAGAUGAAUUUUUUUAAAGUAAAUCUUGCCUUCCCUGGAGUAUGAUGUUGUUGUCCUUGCAGUGGGUAUAGAGAAUUUAAGUCAGUACAGUUAAUUAUUGAAAUGUGUGGGCAUGGUUUAACCAUAUUUGGUGGGAUAACCAGGUACUGUAAAAUAGUUUUUGUUUUGUUAAUGGGUUAGUAUGAUCAGAGUGUGUUGUGAAGCUGUGGGGGGGUUGGCCACAAUAUGCCACAUGCGUGUUCUUAUCAGCUUUGUCAGACCAUACAAAUACAGUAUAUGAUGUAUUAAACUAUAUUUUCAAACCCGC